GUAAACUACAGACUUCUCCGAUUGAAAAAAAGAAAUAAUAAAUAGCAGCUCCAACCUAAUUGGCUUCUCAAUCCCCCUCACACCUUUGCCCUAGAUUUACCGCCGCCAAGGGUGCCUCCACACCAACCUGCUGGUGCCGCUGCCUGCCGCCGGCCGGACACUUGCCGGAGCAACGCCGCUGGCUGGAGCCUCGCCGGAGCGCGACGCUGCGCUAGCCCGACGUCCACCCCGUGCUAGAGGUACUAACUAAGCGACAUGCAUGGGAAGCGGGCGUAGACAACACAUCACUCGAUCGCAUCACAUCACAUUUCCAUAUACUGCCUAGAAAUACAUAUAUAUAAAGUAGUCAUAAAUCAAUAGUUGUGUAUUUGAUACUCCCUGUUUGAGUUUCCUAAGACCAUCUGUUGUGAACCUUUGGUUGUCUUGAUCUAGUACUACUUAUAACUAUUUCUUGAAUUGUGAGCUAUAGACAUGUCGAUGGUCAAAUAUUUCUAGAUUGUUUGUUGUGGAUCUUCUUAUAAAUAAAGGAGGUGCUGCCCAAUUUUAGCAUUCUUCCCAUACAUCAGUUAAUUAGAUAGGGUGGUUGCAUCGCCAUGUAUGGUAAAAACAUGGGAUGUUACAGUUGGUAUCAGAGCCUAGGCUUUAGAUCUCUGGAUGGAAUAGACUCAAAAAAAAAAAAACUUUAUAUCAAAAUUUUAAAUUUCUCUUGGUUGCCUAAGCCAUUAAAACUUGAUUUAGUUAACUAUUUAAAAUUUGACACACAACACAGUAGGAUCGGGUACAUGGGACAUGCAUCUCAUUUAUGUUUCCGCUGAUUUGAUUUUCUCAUCUGAUAUUUUCUUAUCCUUCUGAGUAAGGAUGCGUAUGCUUGAUGUGAUUUUGUUGUUGUUGUUGUUGUUCAAUAUUGAUAUUGUGUUGUAUAGUAUGCCGCCGAGAGCUGCUAGAGGUCGGGCUCGUGGUCGUACUCGUGCUAGGCGCGGACGUAGUGGCCGUGGGGAGCAAUCGGAUGUAGAAGUUGAGCAAAGCCAUGAUGGGGAAUCACAUCAUAGUCAAUCUACCAAUGGCGAUGGAGAUAAUGAUCAGGGGAUGAAGCUAAAGGAUUGGUUAUCCCUGAAUGCUGGCGACUUCCACGGGAAUGGGACACCAAUGGAGGCAGCAUCUUGGAUGAAUACCAUGGAGAAGUAUAUGGAGGCUUUAGAGUUAUCAUCCCGCAAGAGAGUUCUUUUCGUGGCCUUCCAACUUAAAGGCCUGGCUGAUGCAUGGUGGAGAGGAGUCCGUGCAGCUCAUGUUCCCCUUCACGGGCAGCCUACCUGGGAGUUCUUUGUGGAGCAGUUCACCAGUAGGUAUUACCCAGAAUCAUUCAAGGAGGAAAUGUUCAUUGCACUAACCAAGAUCGAACAAGGAGAUAAGAGUGUGGAUGAGUAUGAGGCCGAUUUUAGUAAGAUGGUGCUCUUUGUGGAUAGAGUGAAUGGGAAUGAGGUACACAAGGCUCAAGCAUUCUUUAGAGGCCUCCAAUCAAGAUAUAGGGAAGUGAUGGGAGCAAAGCCGCAAACUAGCUACUCUGAGGUGAUUGAGCAAGCAAGAAGGAUGGAGUUGGAGUUUCGAGUCACCGCAUCCCGUAAGGGUGGCGAUGGCGAUCACAAGAGGAGUCACCAAGGUGGCAGUGGGCCAACGCAGCAAUCUGAUUCCAAGAAGUCAAAGCAAGAUCAACAACUCCAUUCAACAUCUAAGCACACGUCUCAAUUUUCUGCAACGCCGCGUCACACAAGGAGCCAAUUCAUGAGCCCCGUUCCAGGGCAGGGGCUAAUAUGCUACAAGUGUGGGCAAAACCACCGUGCCUCAGAGUGUGAAUUUUCUGGUUCUUGUAGCCAGUGUGGCAAGUUUGGUCACAUGAGCAAUGUUUGCAAGGAAAACCCAAAUUCUAUCAUUAAGUGGCAGCUUGCCGUCACUUCUUCUGAAGGAUCCAAAACAAGUGGUUCCUCUCAUCCUGCAAAUUCGGGAGUUGUCUAUUCUCAUGGGUCAGUCAACAUGAUGUCAGUUCCGCCUCACAUCCCACCUCCGCCAACAGGUUAUUAUUGGCAGGCAACUCCACUUCCAGCUCCAUAUGCUCCACUUUCACUACCCGCUCCAACCAUCAUACCUCCACAGCAACAUGUUGGGGAUUCUUCUACUUUGAUAAGGGCAGGGAUCCACACCAUGCCGCCAACUUCUUCUCAUGGGAUUUCAGAUGGGGUCACAGGUCCGAGGUUUUUUGGUGUCGAUAGUAAUUCUACCGCUGAACGCCGUGUUUAAGGUACUAACUAAGCGACAUGCAUGGGAAGCGGGCGUAGACAACACAUCACUCGAUCGCAUCACAUCACAUUUCCAUAUACUGCCUAGAAAUACAUAUAUAUAAAGUAGUCAUAAAUCAAUAGUUGUGUAUUUGAUACUCCCUGUUUGAGUUUCCUAAGACCAUCUGUUGUGAACCUUUGGUUGUCUUGAUCUAGUACUACUUAUAACUAUUUCUUGAAUUGUGAGCUAUAGACAUGUCGAUGGUCAAAUAUUUCUAGAUUGUUUGUUGUGGAUCUUCUUAUAAAUAA
Messenger RNA from Lolium perenne, 2579 nucleotides. The record is from RefSeq and is a predicted model, not a curated record. Lineage: Eukaryota; Viridiplantae; Streptophyta; Magnoliopsida; Poales; Poaceae.